Molecule: messenger RNA, 1017 nt
Organism: Nycticebus coucang (slow loris)
Lineage: Eukaryota; Metazoa; Chordata; Mammalia; Primates; Lorisidae
Gene: PHF5A
Product: PHD finger protein 5A
Exons: 4
Coding region: 166-474 (102 amino acids)
Biological process (GO): mRNA splicing, via spliceosome
Cellular component (GO): catalytic step 2 spliceosome; precatalytic spliceosome; U2 snRNP
Source: RefSeq, a predicted model, not a curated record
UACAAAAGAGCUCCGUAAAAACAUUUCUAGAAAUAAACGCCGGGUACAAAGAUCUUAAACAAGAGAAAAUUUCGGUGAUCUCUGCCAUCCAAAUCUAAGAGAAGUCUUUUUUUUUUUUUUUUAAGGCUGUCAUUGCACCUGCCAGGACCUGGCUCCUCAGCAGCGAUGGAAACUAAGCGCGAGAGCGAGCGAGCCAUUGGAAGACUAUGUGAAAAAUGUGACGGCAAGUGUGUAAUCUGUGACUCCUAUGUGCGUCCCUGCACCCUGGUGCGCAUAUGUGAUGAGUGUAACUAUGGCUCUUACCAGGGGCGCUGUGUGAUCUGUGGGGGCCCUGGAGUCUCGGAUGCCUAUUACUGUAAGGAAUGCACCAUCCAGGAGAAGGAUAGAGAUGGCUGCCCCAAAAUUGUGAACUUGGGGAGCUCUAAGACAGACCUCUUCUAUGAACGCAAAAAGUAUGGCUUCAAGAAAAGGUGAUUGGUGGGUGCCCCCUUCCUCCCCACAUCAAGCUGCUGCAGCUACCAGGAAAGAUGCUCACUACUACCAGCAGAGAGGGAACGGAGCCCAGAGCAUCGCCGGAAUUGCCUGCUAGUGUCCCAUCACCUUGACACCCCUACUUUUCCCCUCAUCCAGACUUGUUAGGAAUGGAAACACCCUGGCAGACUAUGCAAGGGAAAAAUAGAUUGUUUUUUCUUGAAUUUGGGAAGCAAGGCUCUGUUCUCCACAGGAAUGUGUUCUCUCUACACCAAGACCUUCUAGAAAGGAAUAUUUCAGCCUUCUCUUUAAAGGACUUGACUAUAAAGCACACACAGUGGAAAACACGUUCUUGCAGCAGCUCUGAUGGCAACUGUACUUGAGGGGCCUUCAGUGUGUGGUGGGGAGCUACCAGAAUGUUAAAUGUGGGCAUUAGGCUUGUACUGCUUACCAGGGGGUGCUGCUUUCAUGUUACUUUCCUUCUAAGAAAUUUGAAACCCUGUCUGUUGCUAUUAUGUUAAUAAAGUUGUGGCUUAUUUUCUGACA